Messenger RNA from Sphaeroforma arctica JP610, 293 nucleotides. RefSeq lists its product as hypothetical. Gene Ontology annotation, biological process: chromatin organization; DNA-templated transcription. The record is from RefSeq and is a predicted model, not a curated record. Gene Ontology annotation, molecular function: protein binding; nucleosome binding. Lineage: Eukaryota; Ichthyosporea; Ichthyophonida. Gene Ontology annotation, cellular component: HIR complex; nucleus. The annotation marks the transcript as partial. The transcript has 2 exons.
AUGGUCUGUAGCGCGACGGGUGGCAAUACCCUGGACGGCGAUAUUGAGAAUUGGAUUCUCGUCAAAUCACUUUCGGGUCAUAAUAGCGACAUCCGUGACGUGGCCUGGAUGCCCAACGACAACAAGUGUUUGGCUUCCUGUUCCAUCGACAGCACCAUCAUAGUUUGGAGGUACAUGGACGGCGCAUGGGCGGAGUGUGCGAAACUCAGCGCACACAGCGACUAUGUCAAGGGCAUUGCCUUCGACCCCAUCCGCAAGUACCUUGUCUCUCAGUCUGAUGAUAAUACAAUAAG